AUGUAAAUCGUAGAUAAGAGAUUGAUUGCUCCAAAGCAAUUUAGAAUAUAUCUGAUCUUACAUCAUUGUUUCAAUUUAAUUCAUGGAGUAUGGUUUUGUUAUUAUUAUCUUGAUAACCUCAUAAAUGGUAAAUUAGAAUUCAGAUUAGCAUGGUUUAGAUUCUUAUAUUUAUUUUUUAUUUUUAUACUUAGUUUAGUUGGAUCUGUACUUUAAGUUUUAAUAAUACCUUAAUUGAUAACAUUAAAUAAUAAAAACAAGAGAGAUUUGAUAAAUUCAUUAAAAUUAUUGUUAAAAUACAAAUUGAAUUAAUAUAUAGGUAUAACAGAAUAAUUUAUCAAUUUUUUUUAUUUUGGAGGAUCAGGAUUAAUGAUUUGGGAUAUUUUUGGAACUUUUAAUGAAGAAAUUCAAGUUGUUAUGUAAAAUAAAUAAUAUAUUGUAAAUAGAUAUUUAAUUAGGUAUUCAAUUUAUAUUAACCUCUUCAAAUAUUUUUUAGUAAAAUACUUUUUAGAAAAGAAUCUUGAGAAAUCCUUAUUAGAAGAGGAAUAAAAUUAAUUCAUAUAAAUUUAUUAGUUAAAGGAAAAUUCAGCAAUAAUAAAAGAGGAAUGCCCAAUUUGUUAUGAUUCUUUCAAAUCAAAGGAUUUUCUAGCUCAAUAUUUAUGUGCAGGAAAACAUAAUUUUCAUAAGGAAUGUUUAAUUAAAUGGUUAAAAAUGCCAUAUAAUAAAUAAAAGACAUGUCCUUACUGCAAACAAUAGCCAUAAGAUUUCACUAAAGCUUUUUUAUGA
Molecule: messenger RNA, 783 nt
Organism: Paramecium sonneborni
Lineage: Eukaryota; Ciliophora; Oligohymenophorea; Peniculida; Parameciidae
Source: the annotation of a GenBank genome assembly